Molecule: messenger RNA, 426 nt
Organism: Gaeumannomyces tritici R3-111a-1
Lineage: Eukaryota; Fungi; Ascomycota; Sordariomycetes; Magnaporthales; Magnaporthaceae
Exons: 3
Coding region: 1-426 (141 amino acids)
Source: RefSeq, a predicted model, not a curated record
AUGCGGUCCGGCUGGGCCCUGGGCAACAUGCAGGGCACAGGAGGCUCCAUUCCCAUUGCGACCAAGCGCGCGGCCCAGCUCGCCCAGCGCAGGGUCGGCCCGAGGCUGGUCUGCGGCGUCUGCCUCGUCCGUCGUGACCGCGACGGAUGCGCCUCCUCCUCACGCCGCGCUCGCUUGCAGUGCGCGCUGCAGGAGAAGCCCGCCUGCGUCGCCCCGCCCUCGAAUCGAUUCGUCAUCAGCCACGAGCUCAUUUACGGCCGCUCGCGAGGUCGUCCGGGGGACGUUCAGCCUCUUUUCGGGAGUUCCUGGCCUUGUUCGGCGCAGCUGCCUGCCGCCCUCCUGCUGGAAGUACCGCUCUCCUGCUCUUCGGCACCACCGGCAACCCUUUACAACAAGAUCGACAAGACGGCAGCGCAGCCACCCUAG